UCCUCCCUUCUUUGCUCUGCCGUCUUCCUAUAAAACGAUCCGCACCUGGCCGCCUUCUCUUCACCACCACAGGAGCCAUCGCUCAGAAACUUGUACAGGAUUUGCAGAAGCCGCUGCUCUCCUUUGCCACCAAGCAGCAGCAGAAGCGCAAGAGGGGAGGAAAUGAAGACCGGUUUGGACGGGUCGACGGGGAUGCCAACGGCGAAGGAGAUUCGGGUGAGAGAAGUGUGGGCGCACAAUCUGGAGUCGGAGUUCGAGCUGAUUCGUGAGUUGGUUGACCAGUUUCCUUUCGUUGGUAUGGACACCGAGUUCCCCGGCGUCGUCAUCCGCCCCCCUGCCAAUUUCCGCCACCGAUCCGACUGCCUGUACUCCACCCUCAAGGCCAACGUCGACGCGCUCAACCUUAUACAGGUGGGGCUAACCCUCUCCGACGAGCGCGGCCGCCUCCCCGACCUCGGCGACCCCUCUGCGUCCUUCAUCUGGCAGUUCAACUUCCGUGACUUUGACCCCUCCCGAGACAUCUACGCCCCGGACUCGCUCGCCAUCCUUGAGCGCAGCGGCAUCGAUUUCGCCCGUAACCUCACCGACGGCGUCGACUCCGGCCGCUUCGCUGAGCUUCUGAUGUCGUCCGGCCUCGUCUGCAACGAGGCCGUCUGCUGGGUCACGUUCCACAGCGCCUACGAUUUUGGGUACUUGCUCAAGCUCCUCACCUGCCAGGCGCUUCCUGCCAGCCGCCGGGACUUCCUCCGGCUGAUGAGCGUCUACUUCUGCAACGUGUACGACCUCAAGCACCUUAUGCGCUAUACGGCCAGCCUCUACGGCGGCCUUAACAGGCUCGCCGAGUCGCUCAGCAUCGAGCGGCGCGUUGGAAAUUGCCAUCAGGCCGGCUCCGACAGCCUGCUCACCUGGGAGGCCUUCCUCCGGAUGAAGGACGACAUCUUCCGCGGGGGGAUGGAGAAGUAUGCAGGGGUGCUCUAUGGACUAGAGGGUGUUUGCUAUUGAUAAUAAAGGAGGACAAAGAAUCAUUCCUUCUUUUAUUUUCUUGUUUCUUCUCUCUUGAUCUUGUCCUGCAUCUCUCUGUUUUUCCGAUUUUGUUGCUGUCCACUUAAUCGAUCGAUAGAGUGGGCAAAUUGUAUAGAGAAAUUCUUUUUAGAUAAAUGGUAGUUAUUUGUUUAAUCUCAA
Molecule: messenger RNA, 1182 nt
Organism: Nymphaea colorata (pocket water lily)
Lineage: Eukaryota; Viridiplantae; Streptophyta; Magnoliopsida; Nymphaeales; Nymphaeaceae
Product: probable CCR4-associated factor 1 homolog 9
Exons: 1
Coding region: 163-1002 (279 amino acids)
Cellular component (GO): P-body; CCR4-NOT complex; CCR4-NOT core complex
Molecular function (GO): nucleic acid binding; poly(A)-specific ribonuclease activity
Source: RefSeq, a predicted model, not a curated record